ACCAGAUGUAUGGUCUUCCUGGUCAUCGUGGUCAUCGUGCAACAGCCUGUGCAAUCAAGGAGUGAGGCAGAGCCAUCGAAAAUGCUUGGGCCGUGACAUGUCAAAAUGCAAAGACAUAAAUGACAAUCUCCACAUAGAACCUUGCAAUGGCACCUGCUGUGAUGUCAAGGAGUGGGACGCGUGGCUCGCCUGGUCACCUUGCUCUGUCACCUGUGGAGGCGUCGGAGUCAGGAAGAGACAAAGGACUUGUGGAAGUCCUCCUGAGUGCUUUGAGUUGUGCAGCGGCCCGUCAGAAGAAACUGAGUCAUGCACAUCUAACAAUGCCUGUCCAGUCCAUGGUGGAUGGUCCAAUUGGUCUGCUUGGGGUCAGUGCUCAGGUACAUGCAUCGAUGAUCAGCUCUCUGAUGCCGUUGUGCCAUCAAGAGUUCGUCAGCGUACCUGCUCUAACCCAACCCCCUCCAAAGACACUGUACCAAAGGGUACUGACUGCACUGGAGAUUCCAACCAGAGGCAGUCCUGCAGCGAGCUUCCCAACUGUCCAAUGAAUGGAAACUGGGGAGAAUGGUCCCAGCCGGGGCCGUGUUCUGUCACCUGUGGGGAGGGACUGCAACUUUCCAUCAGGAAGUGUGACAAUCCCGCACCAAAAUACGGGGGUGAAUACUGUAAGGGGACAAGCAGUCGGAGCACAGUCUGUCAGAGUUCAUGUCCCGUUCAUGGGUUCUGGUCUGGGUGGUCCAAUUGGGGGGACUGUUCGUCAUCCUGUCACCUCGACAGCAAACUGGCAACCAGGACACGUCAGCGCUUCUGUUCCAACCCCAGCCCAUCUGUAAACCCGCCUGGUCAAAGUUGCCCGGAUCAAAACAGUCAAAGUGAAAUAUGCAAUGAUCUGCCCUUCUGUCCAGUGGACGGCAGUUGGGGCUCUUGGUCAUCCUUUUCUUCCUGUCCCGUCACCUGUGGAGUGGGACUUCAGGAGUCGGUCAGAAGAUGUGACAGCCCCACUCCUAAAUAUGGCGGUCGGCAGUGUACCGGAGAGAGACGUGUUACCAAAACUUGCUUAACUCAAGUCCACUGUCCAGUGCAUGGAGUGUGGUCAGAAUGGUCUGAUUGGAGCGCGUGUGUAUACCCUUUUGGUAACAAGAAAAUUAACUGCCAGAAAAUAGGUGGCAAACAGACUCGCAAUCGUGAAUGUAUCCGAGAUCAUGGCGGCUCGUUCUGCAAUGGAACCAAACUCUCCGAAACGCAGGUCUGUUAUGAUGUUGACAAAUGUCGCGUGACAGGAACCUGGGAGGGCUGGGAGCCUUGGCGUUACUGUCACCCUCAGUGUGGGGAAAACUCCUUCCGGUUACGAUUCAGGAAAUGCAAACCCGAUUACAGCGGCUACAGUGCUACCAUUGGUCGUCAGGGAGAUGAGGCCCAUUUCUCUGGAACACCAAAACCCACCUGUGGUUCAACGCCUGACGGAGGGCCCCCAUAUCUGCGCGAGAAGUGCCACAAACUUCCUCCCUGCUCCAAGACUUAAUAGUGCCUUGAUCAUUGUGUUUUUUAAACAGCCUUUUGACCCAGAAAAAGAUUUUUUUUUCAUUUGUGUUGUUUCUUAAAGGGGCCCUACCAUGAAAAUUCUAUUUUUUGAGGUUUUAAAUGCAUUUUACUGUUCAUUCCUCUCUAUAAAGAACCCCAAAGCGUCAUUUUGAUCCGUUCAUGUUUUUAAGAGUAAUCCUCUAAAAUCAUUGAAAACACACCCACCUUCUCCACGGAGCUGUGGCAGGAGAUAACCUUCCUGUACCAGGGACCGCUCUCAGACCCAUUUUUUUAAUGUAGUUUCGCUUCGUUUCCUAUCAGACUGAACUUCAGUUCGCUCUUUGAUUCCUCAGUCUGAAUACAAAAUGAACCGAGAGCCGAACAACUGAACCAAAACAGCCACCGUACCCGACAGUUGUGAUGUAAACACAGUAGAAAUCAGGUGAUCGGUGAGCCGUGGACAAAUGUAGAGCAUUAGAUUAUCAUGUUAGUCAAAAGGAAAUAAUUGGUCCAACUGUUUAAUUGAUAGAACGUAUAACUCUCUUUUCUCUGUCUGCUACGCGGCGUGCGCGGGCUGCUGCCAUGACAUCAUCUUAAAGCUCUAUUGUAGUUCCAACAGAAUUCUCUUAGAAACAAUGUCAUAAAACCACAAUGAAGAGACACAGAAACUCAUUCAAAUGUGGUCGGAUGAAUUCAUCCUCAAGAAAACAACUUUAAACCUGAUCCACAUUGAUUCUACCAACAAUCUACACGUCACAAACUCUUUUCAGCGUGUGUAGCUUAGCCGUAGCGUCUCCAGUAACCGUCAUGCAGGAUUCCUCCACGGUACCAAAGCUGCAGUAAAAGUGUUGAACCUGAACUUCAUACAGACGAUCAAAAUCCAUCAGAAAAUACAAAGUUUGAAUUAGUGAAAAAUCAUGGAAAGCAUUUGCAGACCGCAGCGAAUCCAUCUUUCUCUUCUGUUUUGACCCGCCCCCAUAGCUGCUGGCCAAUGACUGAAGAGAUCUUUUGUUUACAUCGUUCACUCUGAAACAGAAACAGGCACCCUCAUUGACAGUCUAUGGGCAGGCUCAAGGAAAUGGGCGGGACCGACAAUAAGCAAAUGGUGGAUCCCCAGAGAUCGAGUCAUUUUACUUCUGGGUAUUAAAACGGUUCACAAAAAUAACUCAUUUUUCAUAAAUAAUUUGGUUUUUUUUGUGUUCUGAAGGUAAUUUAUGAUCAUAUAUAUGGAUAUAGUUUACUCUGAAAGGCUGAAGAAAAUCAUGGUAGGGCCCCUUUAACCUUUUUUUCAGGCCAGAAUAUUUUUUUUCCCCACAUUUAAUAACAAGAAUGGGUCUGAUGUAUAGUGGUGGAAGGUGACAAAUGCAGUUAGUGAUGUUUUGUCCAAGCUUCAAUGGAUGAAUAAAGUUCUUGAUGUGUGAGCUUAAGUGUCUGAAUGACCACACGUACACAGUCAGUUACAACACCUCGACUACUUUUUUAUUUUUAUUUAUUACGGAUCCCCAUUAGUUUCAACCGAUCAGUUGCAACUACUCCUCUUGGAGUCCAGACAUUUCACAAACCUUUUACAUUCAUAGAUUUACAUGCAAGUAUUAACAUAUAAAUAUUCAAAAUAAGCAAUAACAAACUGUUUACAAAAAUGUAUUUGAUUCUUACCUCCACACUACAUACACACUACAUACAUAACCCAAUAAUGGCAUUGCUCAACAAUAUCAAUAAAUAUUUAUUUCAUUUUAAAUAAGUACGUUUUUAGUGAUUAUUUGAAAAUAACUUUGCUUUUUGACUGUGAAAUAGCUUCUGGUAAUGAGUUCCAGUAUGACAGGCCUCUGUACGGAACAGUCCUUUUGAUGUUGUUGGUUUUUGUUUUUGGUAAAGUGAAAUGACCAUCCUCUGCGUGUCUUGUAGAAUAGUUGUGUGUAUUGCGACUAAAUGUAAGUUUCCUAUAAAUGGUAAAUGGUGUUUUUGUUAUAAUAAUAAUUCUGAUAAAAAGCAAUAGUGAAUAAAUGACUCUAUCAUU
This is a messenger RNA of Oryzias melastigma (Indian medaka), 3535 nucleotides long. RefSeq names its product properdin. The record is from RefSeq and is a predicted model, not a curated record. Lineage: Eukaryota; Metazoa; Chordata; Actinopteri; Beloniformes; Adrianichthyidae.